Trypanosoma theileri is the source of this 1554-nucleotide messenger RNA. Its product is annotated as putative Monooxygenase. Gene Ontology annotation, cellular component: mitochondrion. The record is from RefSeq and is a predicted model, not a curated record. Gene Ontology annotation, molecular function: oxidoreductase activity; FAD binding. NCBI's taxonomy places the organism in Eukaryota, Euglenozoa, Kinetoplastea, Trypanosomatida, Trypanosomatidae. Bases 1 to 1554 code for a protein of 517 amino acids. Gene Ontology annotation, biological process: ubiquinone biosynthetic process. The transcript has a single exon.
AUGGAAAAGACGAUGUUUCGUUCGUCUACACGUUUUCUCUGUUCUCUAAAAGCGCAGCAGCAACAUCAACAACAAGAGAAACAAAUAAAGCAACCAUAUAAUAUAAUAAUAUCGGGUGGUGGUAUUGUUGGGGCGGCAACACUAGCUUCUCUCCAGCUUCUGCGAUCGCGUAUUCGUUCACAGAGCUUAUUAGAUGAUGUCUCUGUACCUCCACCGCCUUAUGCGUCUUCCCUCUCGCGUUUAUUGUUGGCAGAUGCGGCUCCACAUCCAAGUUACGAUGCGCAGAAUAUCAUGCAUCAACUACGAACCGUGAGCCUUACACCGGUCUCUAGUAAAUUGCUUGAUAAGUUGGAUUGCUGGCGACGUCUGGAAACGAAGCACGCCUACUACCGCAUUGCUCUUCGCCAUGAACAGUUAAGCAGCCCGGUACUUCCUUCCCAUCAGCGUUCUGCGACUUUCUUCAUGCGUGGACUGCUUGGAGGAGGUGAUACAACAGCAGAGCCAUUGCUUGAGUUCACAGAUCUGCAACGUCCACUAGGUUUUAUUUGUUACAACUCAGAGCUUAACGCUGCCCUUGUCAACGUUGUUGAGGAUCACAAGAUAAUAGAUAAUAAUAACAAGAAUGAUAUUCAAGAUAAUCUUGUAUUUGAAUCUACAGUAGAAUUAUCCAGUAAUGAAAUACCAACAAAUGUUAUCGAUGGCGCUCUUGGAAAGGCGGUACUACGUAAAACUACUGGUGAUGAAGAUCUUGAGUAUUCUUUACUAUUGGGUUGUGAUGGACGUGGUAGUAAACUGCGAGAUGUACUGGCAACCGAGACUUUGCAGCACGACUAUGCACAGACAGGUUUUGUAUGUAGCGUACGUUUAGAGCGUGUGGAUGACGGUAAUGUAUGUUGUUUCCAAAACUUUUUUAUCGAUGGCAGCAUUAUCGCCAUGCUUCCCACAUCGGAGGACACAGCAAACAUUAUCUUCUCAACAACGGCUACUCAUGCACGUGAGUUGUCAGCCGCCUCUCAGAAUGAUCUCGUAGAAGAACUCAAUAAACGUCUUAAUGCUUUUGCCCCAAGGGAUAUUCCUCGCAUUCUAGAGGUCCCUGAGGGAACUGUAAAGGGUAAAAAGAUGCGUGCGCAGGGAUCAUUCCCGUUAAAACUGAAUUUUGUUUUGCGUCCGUAUUCACCUCGGUGUAUGUUGUUAGGUGAUGCUGCCCAUGGUAUUCAUCCAUUCGCUGGACAAGGGCUUAAUUUGGGUCUCUAUGAUGUUUGUGCUCUAACGGAAGUACUGGAAAAGGCCAUUCAAACCGGCCAAGAUAUUGGCAGUGUCUCUGCUGUGGGAGAACCGUUUGCGGCGGAAAUGAUGUUGCACACUGGUACCAUGAUAACGGCAAUGGAAGGUAUUCAUGUCCUUCUUAAUACUGUGCCAGGACUCUCCUGUAUUGGUAUGAAAGGUAUUCAAAAACUACCAAUCUUCUCAUCCUUGGGGAAAGAUUUUAUUCUUCAUGUUGCCUCUGGUGCACUCUUUGCUAGUCGGCAUAGCGAGUGCUUUCUCCUCUCGUAA